GUUUUUAAAUUUCUCUUUGGUCCACAAAACAUUUCUAUAAAUAAUGUCUCUAUGAUGUAUUGCAAGAUGGCAUCACAUGUCAUCCUGCCUUGAUCAAUGUACAGUGCAAGUGACAGCAAGAUCCCAACUCUCUUGUCAUAACUUGUGGUCUGUGCUGCAUUGAUGGAUUUUGCAACCUAUGGAAAGGAUUCAUGACCUUCUCAUCACACCCCAGAGAGAUCAAUGUUUCCUCUACACGAUGUUGUUAUUUUUGGCAACGUUGAGCUUGUCAGGGAAGCUCUAGAAACUUACAAGGAAGUUGAUCAAUCGCACUAUGAUGGUGUUACACCUCUUCAUAUGGCUUGCCUGGCUGGACGCCUUGAUAUUGUAAAGCUGCUGAUUGAUCAUGGUGCAAAUGUAGAGGCUACUUGCCAGGAGGGCAGUACACCACUGUGUGGGGCAGCUGCUGGCUGCCAUCCUGAGAUAGCAGCGCUUUUGCUAAAGUAUGGAGCGCGCGUCAACCCACCUCUUCUGCUAUCUACUCCAUUGCAUGAGGCCUGCAUCAGAAGUAGUGCCAAUCCAGAGAACUGUUUGCAAGUAGUUCGGUUGCUGUUGGAUCACGGAGCUGACAUAUCGUGCAGUGACAGCCAUUACGGAACACCUCUUCAUGCUGCCUGCUCCAAGAGGGAACCUAACCUACGUGUUAUUGAGCUGCUGCUGCAAAGUGGAUCCAACCCCAACUGCCUCCAAUACCACCGCACACCCCUACACCUAAUUGCAGAGAAUAGUCAGAGCUAUGAUUGUGCUCUGACGCUGAUAAGCUAUGGUGCUGAUAUCAACCUAACCAACUGGCGCGACAAGCGUGCCAUUGAUCUGGUGCCUAAGGGCACGCUUCUUCACGACUUGUUGUUGACGUGUGGACACCAGCCUCUCCCUCUACAGCACAUGGCUCGACUCGCCGCUCGCAAGGCGCUCGGCAGAGACAGGCUGAAACAUGUUAAUGACUUGCUAAUACCUGCUGGUCUAAAGAGAUUCCUGCGAUAGCCACAUGUUGUUAUCUACUUUAUUGGCAGCUAGGAGUUCUUGGUUGAUUUUGUUUAUAGUGGUCUGUUGAUCACGUGUGACAGGUGUGAGCAGCAUGUCUGUUGAUCACGUGUGACAGGCGUGAACAGCGUGUCUGUUGCUCACACGUGACAGGCGUGAACAGCGUGUCUGUUGAUCACACGUGACAGGUGUGAACAGCGUGUCUGUUGCUCACACGUGACAGGUGUGAACAGCUUGUCUGUUGCUCACGCGUGGCAGGCGUGAACUGCAUGUCUGUUGAUCACGCGUGACAGGUGUGAACAGCGUGUCUGUUGAUCACGCGUGACAGGUGUGAACAGCGUGUCUGUUGCUCACGCGUGACAUGUGUGAGCAGCGUGUCUGUUGCUCACGCGUGACAUGUGUGAGCAGCGUGUCUGUUGAUCACGCGUGACAUGUGUGAGCAGCGUGUCUGUUGAUCACGCGUGACAUGUGUGAGCAGCGUGUCUGUUGAUCACAUGUGACAGGUGUGAGCAGCGUGUCUGUUGAUCACGUGUAACAGGUGUGAACAGCGUGUCUGUUGCUCACGCGUGACAGGAGUGAGCAGCGUGUCUGUUGCUCACUCAUGAGCAGCAUUUUUCACUCCAUCGUUAUUGGUAAUUUUAGACGAGAACCCCGUGUGAGAUUUGUGAUAUUUAUUUAUAAGGUAACGAAAUUAUACCCAUCAUAGUUA
This is a messenger RNA of Hyalella azteca, 1732 nucleotides long. Its product is annotated as ankyrin repeat and SOCS box protein 13. Bases 223 to 1023 code for a protein of 266 amino acids. Gene Ontology annotation, biological process: protein ubiquitination; positive regulation of protein catabolic process. The transcript has 6 exons. Gene Ontology annotation, molecular function: protein binding. NCBI's taxonomy places the organism in Eukaryota, Metazoa, Arthropoda, Malacostraca, Amphipoda, Hyalellidae. The record is from RefSeq and is a predicted model, not a curated record.